GGACGGUUGCUGGUUCGUGUUUUGUCGCCGUCAUGUUAUUGCCGCAGUUGUUGUUUCACCGCGUUCACACUGAAAAACCCGCAAAACCCACAUUUUAUUUCUCCACAAAUAUCCAUAACCACCAGUGAGAGCGCGAGCUGUAGAAAGAGGAAGUGACGUCAAACUGACGCGGGCCAAUUCGCGGCUCUGAUACGAACAACAAGAGGAAGUCCCGCCUCGCACCAAGCCAGAACGUACACGAAGAAGAACUGAGUGAACGCGUCUGAGCUCCGCUGUCUCCCUCCGCAGGACCAGCAACAUGGAUACGGAGCUGUUUAUGGAGUGUGAGGAGGAGGAGCUGGAGCCAUGGCAACUGGUGGACGACUGCGUGGAGGAAGAUGAAGUGGACUUCUUCAACUACGGUAAACCAGUGGAAGAUUCCUCGUCCCCUCUUCCAGUCUCUGAGACUCCGCCCACUAGAACUCCGCUCUUUACACCUGGUCCAGCAGCGUCACCUCCUGUGUGGAGCGUCUCCUCCUCAGUGACGGCUCCUCCUCCUCCUCCUCCCAUCAUCACCACCACCUCCCUCUCCUCUGUCACACACCUCUCAGCCCCCCCAACCCCUCCUGUCUCAGCUCCACCCAUAAUGACUCAGGGACCGCCCCUCAUCCUGACACAGACAGCAGGUGGGACGUUUCUCCUCCCAGCGACGAGGACAGGAGGCAGCCAACCCAUUCUCCUGACCGCCCAGAUUCAGACUAGAGUGGAGCGUUUCAGAUUUGAGGACGACAGUGGACGGACGUUUGAGAGCAGAGGACAGAUGGUCAUUUGUGGAGGAUGUGGAGGAAAAUACUUCAGGAUCGUGUCUCACCUGAAGAAAAGCAGGAAGUGCUCGUCUCACCUGGACCUGGACACAUUUGAGAGACAGUUAAUUGUGUUCAACAGGAAGACAAAGAGGAAUUCUGUCUCCAAGGGUUUCCCGGUGAUGAACACAGGGACUCCGCUGGUCCUGAACCUGCAGCCGGGUCAGUCGGUCCAGCCACUCACGCUGAUACAGUCCUCGUCCCUGGGUCAGCUGGUACGACCAAGUGUGGGCGUGUCCCCCAUCCUCAACCAGAGCAGUACAAGCCACGCCUCCUCAAGAGGCCCCGCCCAGCCAGCGUCCACCUUCACUCCUCUGCAGCUGCCGACCACUCUGACCAUCCGCACCAGCACACCAGGACCCAUUAAUGUCCAGAUGACCCCGGUGGGUGGGGCCAACUCUGUGAAGAUGGCGUCAUCUCCUGCUCUUCAAACCAGUUCAGCUAACGGAGUCACCAAAGUGACUGUGAUCGGCAGCAGCAGCAGUGCAGACGUGUCACCCAUCAAUACAGCUCCUGUUGCCUCAGCACCUUUGUCUAAGGUGGUGAUGAGUGUGGAGGAGUUCUACUACGGCACGUUUGAGGGAGACCUGAGUCUGAGGAGACCUCUGCCCCUGGGAAUCAAGACCUCUACCUUCACCUGUCAGAUCUGCACACACCUGGCUGACAAUAACCUGAGGUUGAUGCAACACAUGCUCCAGCACUCACAGCUGAUUGGUGCUGAUGAUGAAAAGUUGUGUCGAUUUUGUUUCCGACAGUUCUCCUCUCCACUUCAGCUACAGACUCACCAGGACCUGGUGCACGGCUCCGCCCUCGCCUCCAGUUUAUGUCGUAUCUGUGAGUGGGCGUUUGAAAACGAGCCGACCUUCUUGAACCACAUGAAGUCAAACCACAAACCAGGAGAGAUGCCGUACGUCUGCCAGGUGUGUUCGUAUCGCUCCUCCUUCUAUUCGGACGUCCUGCAGCACUUCGCCAGCUUCCACAGAGACUCGCGCUUCCUGCUCUGCAUCUUCUGUCUGAAGGUGACCAGGAACCCCACCAGCUACCAGGAGCACCUGCUGAGACACCAGGUGAACCAUGCCUUUCACUGUAACAGGUGUCGUCUUCAGUUUGUCUUCCUCAAGGACAAAAUGCAGCAUAAACUUGAAAACCACCGAAGCUUCCGCCGACCUGCUCAGCUGGAAGGACUCCCGCCAGGGUCAAAGGUGACCAUCAGGACCUAUGGUAAGAUCCGCCGUCCAAUGACAUCAUCAGGUGGGCGGAUCCACUCUUCCCUUGUUCAGCCAAUCCACAUCAAGACGGAUCCACAGAAGUCUGCUGUCCUCUCCAAGUCCCCCCGCUCCUCUCUCCACAGACCAGGAGGCCGCCGCGUCCACCUGUACAGGACGUCUCCAUGUGACGAUGGCAGAGUGGUGUGUUUGGAGUGUGGGACGGACGCAUCAGAUGUCUCCGCCCACUACCCGACACAUGUCCACUGUCUCCUGUGUCCGUACAGCAGCUGCUGCUCCAGAGCCUACGCUGCUCACAUGAUUCAUCACCAUGUCCCUCACUCCGUGGACAGAGUCGUCCCUCUCCACAGACGUCCUCCUCCUUGUCUGUUCCAGCUUCUCUGCUCUGACUGUGGCUUCAGGCCUAAAACUGCUGACCACAUGGCCGAUCACUUGCUGACCAAUCCAGAUCACUACAGCGCCACCUGCAGGCUCAAGACAUACCUUGAACCUGACAUCCAGCUUUGCUGCGAUGCUGAGCAGCGCUCUUCAGAAGACCAGGAACCAGGCCAGAAGCAGGACUUGCCUGAGCCGUCCUGGAGGUCGGCAGAUAGUUGGAAAUCACCGGAGGGGAAAGUUAGCUCUGAAUUCACCAUCGCCCCGUUCACGGAGAGCAACGGACCUUGUCACUCUCUGAACAAAACCAGUGACGCCAUCGACUUCUUCAGCUUGCUGUUCCCUCAGACGCUGGUGGACCUCAUCACCAAAGAGACCAACAACCAUGCCAAGACCUGCCACUUCCUGGGCCACUCCCCCCCUGACUGGCUCCCCGUCACUACUCAUGAGAUCAAAGGUUUCAUUGGUUUGGCCAUACUGAUGGGGAUCCAGAAUCUACCUGAUCCAACGCAGUACUGGUCCUGGAAUCACUACGACAACAGCUACACCUUCUACCGUGCCAUGAGCUACAAGCGUUUCAAGCAGAUCGCUGCCAACAUCCGCAUGGGCAGCUUCACUACGGAGGAAUAUCGCAGCACCAGUAAGUCCAUCGACCCUCUGCAUAUCUUCAGGCCAAUGCUGGACAUCCUGGGUAAAGCCAUGUGGAACGCCUACCGACCAAACUGCUGCCUUACCAUUGACCGUGCUCUGCUGCCCAGUCUGGAUGAGGACAGCUGCGACACUAAAGGAAACCUGAAGACCCAGCCACAGGUGUGGCUGCUCUGCGACUCUAAGUCAGGGUACUGCCACCGUUUCUUCAUCGAGGUGGGGGUGAAACCCAACCAGGAACCAGGCUUCACUGUGGUGCCAGAGCUGGUGAAGAACCUGCAGAACAAACACCACCAGCUCUACCUUGCUAGCUCCCUCACGUCUGUCCCGCUCAUGCAGAAGCUCCUGGACCAGGGCAUCUAUACUUCCAGCUCCUUUCCUCCCCCCAACCCCAUUCUGCCCCGAGAGCUGUGGGAGGAGGGCCAGCUGGACAAACCUGGAGACUUCCUGCAGAGGCAGUUUGGCCCCCUACUGGCCACCCGCUGGAGAGACACUAAGGAGAUGGGCUGCCUGUCAACGAAUGCAGCUCCAGGUGAAGCAGAUACCGUCUGGAGGAGGUCUCAGACUAAAGUAGGAGGCCUGGACCCCAUUGACCGGCCAAUGGCCUUUCGCCUCCUACAGGAGAAUAUGCGAGGUGUGGACAUCUGUAAGCAGCUGCUGGCCUGUAACCCACUCGGAGGAAUCCCCCAGGACCGACACUGGCGCAGCCUCUUCUGGUUACUGGUCAACCUGAGCAUUGUUAACGCUUUUAUCAUCCUGCGGGAGAGUCGGAAAGAGAACCCCCCUGCCUGGGUGCAGGACGGCCUUUUCACGCAAGUCAAUUUCCGCAAGCGUUUGGGCAACCAACUGGCUAAGUGUGCCCAGAAGUACUUUGAGACGAUGGAGGUGGCCAGUUCCUGCGGGACAGGAGGGGAGGUGCCAGACAAAGUCCUUAAAGAAAGGCACAGGAUGGGUCGGAUCACCUCUAUCUCCAAGAGGUGCAAGAACUGCAAUUCAAACAAUGUUCGCCAUGAAAGUGUGUACGGCUGUGUCAUCUGUAAAGUGAACCUGUGCAAAGAGCCUAGCUGCUUCUGGGAGUUUCACGAACUGUCGCCUCUGAAACGAGGGUCGACUAAAGUAGGAUUCCUGAAGGACGCAGUCAGUGGAGCAGUCGAGGUGGAUGAAGUCCAGGACAAUAUGGACGGGGCCAUGGCCCCCAUAGAGGACUUAGACUUCUCUGAAGAUGACCUUGUGGAUGAUCUGGAUGACAUGGACGAAGAAUCUGAAGAUAUUAAAGAUGAACAACAUACAACAUCUGAUCUGCUGCCAUUGACAGACAGCCACAGUCAGCCAUCGACUGUCCUGGCUAAAGAGCGCGAUGAUAUCCUCACUGCCCGGCAACUGAGAGUUGCCCUGUUCGCCCUGUGUGACGGGUUCAACCAGGCCUCCAGGGUCUUUUCUACUGAGACCCAACUUAUCCAAUUGUGGCUGAAGGAGGCCAAGAAGCACCUGAAACAUCGUGAGCAGGACCAGAACAUGGAUGUGGACGGUGACUGUCGCAUGGUGGCUUGGGUGCUGUCCAUGCGCGAGCAGCAGCUGCCCAUCACAGAAAGCAGCCUGUUCCACAAAGCAUCCACACUGAAGAAGAAGGGCAGCUUCAGUGACUCCUUCCGCAUCUCGUACGACUGGGCGGUCGGCUUCAUGCUGCGGCACCAGCUUGGAGUCCACAGCAUCGGCACAGCAGCCACACUGACACGCACGCUGCCGGCUUCCCUGGAGGACAAGGUCAAAUCUUUUCAGAAAUUCACCCAGAACAUAAUUUGUGUUCACAAGCUGCCAGAAAACGCCAUAGCUGCAAUGGACAAGUUUUGUCUCUUUGUGGAUUUGAGACUAGUUCAGGACAAGUGUCACCGUGCAGAAGCCCUGGAACUCAACGGUUCAGUACCUCUCAUCACAGUUUACCUGACAGCACUGGCAGAUGGCACUAUGCUGCCGUCUUUGGUGCUGGUGAACCAGCAGUUUGUCAAAAAAGAUCCGUCUGAGACCAUCCUCCAGGAGGACCACCUGAAGAGCCUUUCGGCAGAAGAACUCCUGGAUCGCUGGACAAACAAGAUCUGGCUACAGCACAUGUCUGGUCAAACACAGCGGAGCAAGUCAUUGCUGGUGUUAGGCCGUCACCGGGAGCACACGGGUGAUUCAUUUCUUGCGUCCCUCAGUGGGUCAGGAACCCUCCCAGCAAUAAUUCCUGGAGGUUGUUCCAUCAGACUUCAGCCUCUGGAGGUUUGUGUGAAGCCAGUGCUGCAGCGCUUCAUCCUGUCUUCCUGGGCAAAGUUCUGCUCAGGAAACCCAAAGGAGCUGGAGGAGGCAUCACCGCGUCUCGAAGCCACUGUGGCCCAGCUGCUGGUGGACUGGACGGUCGAGGCCCUGACGCUUUUAAACAAACUCCACCAACUUUGGAGGAAUUCAUUCAUGCUGACGGGUCUUCUUCAGAAAGAAGAGGAAGAGAUGAGUCAGACACCAGAGGAGGCUCAGCUGGACCUUCUCAAGAUCCUCACCAAAACUUUGCUGGGAAAUGAAGCUCUUGGUGAUGAUUCUCCUGAUUGGCUUGGGGAGGACGAAGAGGACGCAGACAAGGAACCAGAAGAACAUCCAGGAUUAGAGACCCCAGGGGAAAAACAAGAGGAACCAAAAAAAGGGCAAGGACUGGAGACAUCAGAGCUGGAACAAAAGGAAGAUGGACAAGGACAGAUAACACCAAAUGAGAAACAUGAGGAACAACAAGAUGUAAAGGAGGACAGAAAAGAGACAGAAGAUAAAGAAAUAAUGCAGGGUGAAAGCAGAUAUGAGGACGUGGUGAACAAAAAAGACGAGCCGGAGGACAGCGAGGAGGAAGGAAAGGAGACUGAGGAGGAAAGAAAGGAGGUGAACAAGGAGAGACGAGAGACCAGGAUUGUGAUCGGAGAGGAAGUCGGGGAUGAGUGGAAGAUAAAGAGCAGGACAGAAGGUGUGGAGGAAGAUGGAGACGAGGACGGACCGAUGGACAUGAGCUGAACUGAUGAAGAUAACAAAGAUUUGAUGUCACCGGAUAUUUUUAGUGGUGGUUGAGGAAUGGACGUGGUGGUGUGAAGGUUGAACAACAAGUAACCAACCACAGCUGUUGGGUUAACGCUAACCUGUCAAUCACAGACACUCCGCCCUUAAAAUCAGCUGUCCUCCUGUUUGGACCUGAUGUCCUUGUCCUCUGCAGGUGAGAUGAGGACUUUUUGAGUAUGAACUCAGACCCAGGUGGACCUGGUCCAGAUAGAUCUGGUCCAGGUGGAUCUGGUCCAUGUGGACCUAGUCCAGGGGGACCUGGUCCAGGUGAAAGUACCUGCAGCCUUAAGCAGCUCACAUUAAUCAUGUGACUCGUGAUGUGUUUGUACAAUAAAAAUGUCGGCCAUGAUGAAAAGA
This is a messenger RNA of Solea senegalensis (Senegalese sole), 6520 nucleotides long. It is a transcript of the gene pogzb, whose product is annotated as pogo transposable element derived with ZNF domain b. The record is from RefSeq and is a predicted model, not a curated record. NCBI's taxonomy places the organism in Eukaryota, Metazoa, Chordata, Actinopteri, Pleuronectiformes, Soleidae. The coding region runs from base 299 to 6121 and encodes 1940 amino acids. Gene Ontology annotation, molecular function: nucleic acid binding. The transcript has 20 exons.